CCAAAGUUCCAGAAUUCUACGUUCUUCUAAUAAAAACCCUAACACCCUCUCGUUUUAGACCAUCAGAGACCAUUCUUCGAAGUUCAAGCAUCAUAUUCAACAAUCAAAUGAUUCAAAUCUAAUACUUUCGCAUUCUCAGAAACCAUAUGGCACUGAUUCCGAGCUUCUUUGGCAACUAACGCAGCAGUAUCUUCGAUCCCUUCUCUCUGGAUGUUUGGGAUCCAUUUAAGGACUUUUCUUCACCUUAAAGUCUUAAAAACCCGUUUGGUAUCUCUAAUUGCCAAGGUAUCUGCAAUUGCUAUCUCAGCCCGGCUUUUUAUCUUCAAACCCUAAAAUUUGCCCAAGCUAAAAUCCAACACUUUAUGGUAUCUCCAAUUACUAUCAACUAUAUUUCCCUCUAUUGAAUCGGGUCUUCUCUCUAACUUUAAGAACAAUGCUGCCUAGACGAAUUCAAAGCCUUGUGAAUUUGCAUGAUUUGAUUAUGCAAAAUUCUAAUGCAAACAUUAUUGGUAUAAAUAAGUUAAAGCAUCCAUGUGGUAUGUACUCUACUGGAUCGAUCCGCCCAGAGUUCCCAAGGAAGCUAAAGAAAAAUGAGCGGAAACCAUUGGUCACAAGUAUUAAUGAACUUAAGCGUUUAGCUAGAAGGGAAAAGAAACAGCGGCAGAUGGUGAAAGAGAAGAUUCUACGGCCUCCAGAAAAUGGAUUGUUGGUCAAGGAAUUGAUACCAAUUGCUCAUGAAGUUUAUGCAGCCAGAACUGAAUUAUUUGCUUCUGUUUCAAAGAUUGUUGAGAGUAUCUCCAUAUAUACAUGCAGCUUGUGUGGAGAAGUUCAUGUUGGUCAUCCACCGCAUAAGAUCAGAACAUGCAACGUUGCAGGUAGCCCAGCAAACAAAGAACACACUUGGAGUAUUGGGGAUAUGAAGCAUGUUUUGCCUCUUGUGGAAUCUUUUCAUCUAUAUGACAGGGCAGGGAGAGCUGUUUCUCAUAAUGAGAGGCUUGAAGUGGAUCAGAUUCCAGCAGUUGUUGAAUUGUGCAUCCAAGCAGGCAUUGACAUCCCUGAGUACCCUACUAGGAGAAGGAUUUUUCCUGCUUACGAUAUUGCGGGUAAAGUUAUUGAUUUUGAGAAAAGGUUCCCAAAAGAAGUUGCAACUGGCAAAGGCAUAGACACGUGGAUUUUGGGGUAAGAGAAAGAAGUCAAGUGAAGAAAACAGGCAUGGGAGAGAAUGCGGUCAGGAGCAUCCAAACUCAUGCAGAAGUAUGCUGUCCAAACCUGUGGAUACUGUUCAGAGGUCCAAGUGGGGCCUAAGGGUCACAGAGUGAGGAAUUGCCAAGCUUAUAAGCACCAGAUGAGGGAUGGGCAACAUGCAUGGCAGGAGGCAACAGUUGAUGAUUUGGUUCCUCCAGUGUAUGUAUGGCAUGUUCAGGAUCUAACAAGUGGCAAACAAUUGGUUAAUGAUUUGAAGAGAUACUAUGGUAUGUUGCCUGCUGUAGUGGAACUGUUUGCUCAGGCUGGUGCAAAAGUAACUGAUGAUUAUGCUGGCAUAAUGAGGGACGAUGUUGCAGUGCCUGAGUUGGAUGAAGAGAAGUGGGUUGUCUAAAGUUGAUUGGAUCAGAUUGGUUGAAGCAUCAAACUCAGCAAUCAAAUCUAAUACUCUCGGCAUUCUCAGAAACCAUAUGGCACUGAUUCCGAGCUUCUUCGGCAACCAACAUCGCAAUAUUUGUUAUUCCUAUGAUAAAUCAUCGAUUCAAUUAGUUGACGGGAAUGAAUGUUCCAGUAUUCUGCUUGACAUUUAAAAGAGGCCUAGAAGAGAUAGAAGUAAAAACAUGAACACCAGGCAAAAUCAGGAUAACAAAAAAAAAAAAAAAAAAAAAAAUCCUGAACAUUGCCGUCCAAGAAAGCUGCAUUAUCUUUUGAUUCUGUCUGUUUUAAAGACAAAAGUUCAAAUAAAGGAGUGGCUAAAAUUAACAAUACCUUUGGCAGUUUCUACAUAUGUAGCUAUCCUAGAAAUUUUAUUGAUUGCCAUUACUUGUUUGAGGCUAAAUUUCAAGUAGCUGCAGAGAAAAAUCUCCCUGAAAAAAAGAAAAAACAGAAGAAGAAAG
Molecule: messenger RNA, 2099 nt
Organism: Pistacia vera
Lineage: Eukaryota; Viridiplantae; Streptophyta; Magnoliopsida; Sapindales; Anacardiaceae
Product: APO protein 3, mitochondrial-like
Exons: 3
Molecular function (GO): RNA binding
Source: RefSeq, a predicted model, not a curated record